AUGGCUAUGGCAUCAGGCACCCAGAUCAAACGACCUGCCUCAUCGCAAGGCCCGCAUGAAAUAAAGCGUCUGAAACGUCACUACCAUCAUCAUCACAACCUUCACGAACCCGUCGCAUUAACGCCCGCGACCGAGCCCGCCGUGCAAGAUGACACCCAUAUCGACCAUCUCAUGAGCCGCGCCGUUGGCCGGACCUUGAAGGAGAAUGGCUUCGAUGUGGCUGAUCCGGCUGCUCUCUCCAGUCUAUGCGGUGCCACCGAAGAAUACAUGCUACGGCUCUCGACAUUCAUUCGCCAGUCAAUGCUAUCGUCCCGACGUAUCCAGCCCAUACCAACCGAUUUUGAGCAUGCUAUGAAACGUGUUCAUCUCAAACCCGAUGAUCUCCUCCCUCACCUCAAACCUGCGCUCUCAGAAGCUCCUGCGCCUCAAUUACUCCCGACUCCCCCGCCCGACAACGAAAUAACGAAAACCCUACCCUUCCUUACAGCUUUGAGCAGCGAAGAUGACCGUGCAACUCGCGCCUACAUCCCGCAACACUUCCCCAGCUUUCCAAGCAAGCACACAUACUCCGCCACUGCGGUCUUCAUCGAGCGAGAUGGCGAUCCACGGAAAAUUCGGGAGCGGGCAGCUGAAGAUGGACGGCAUGGCGAAGAGGCAUUGCGCAAGCUUGCGAGUGCUGCGUUUCGCGACAAUCAAACGGGCUCGACUGGUCGUGAUAAGAAGCUUUGGGGUCGGAGAACGGAUAGCAUGGAAAGCAUGUUCGAAAAGACGACCAAGGCUUUGGCAAAGAAGCUCGGCAAAGACGCUCACAGUUCAUCGUCUGGCCCUUUUGGUCUUGCAAUGGAUAUUGAUUCGGGUCCUGUGGAUGCUGAGACUAAGGCCCAGCUCAAGCUCUCCUGGAACAUGGAGUUGGGGCCUAUUGUCAACUGCGAACGAGAUCUUUGGCGCCGCACCACUUCGAAUACCCGGCGGACAGAGGAGAAUACCCCCAAGCCUGCUUCCAGCGCUGAACCAGCGGAGGCAACUGGCAUGUAA
This is a messenger RNA of Penicillium brevicompactum, 1035 nucleotides long. Its product is annotated as TBP-associated factor 8 family protein. The transcript is spliced from 2 exons. Gene Ontology annotation, cellular component: transcription factor TFIID complex. Gene Ontology annotation, biological process: transcription initiation at RNA polymerase II promoter. The record is from RefSeq and is a predicted model, not a curated record. The coding region runs from base 1 to 1035 and encodes 344 amino acids. Gene Ontology annotation, molecular function: protein heterodimerization activity. NCBI's taxonomy places the organism in Eukaryota, Fungi, Ascomycota, Eurotiomycetes, Eurotiales, Aspergillaceae.